Penaeus vannamei (Pacific white shrimp) is the source of this 1644-nucleotide messenger RNA. The record is from RefSeq and is a predicted model, not a curated record. Lineage: Eukaryota; Metazoa; Arthropoda; Malacostraca; Decapoda; Penaeidae.
AUGUGGCAAGCACACAGCGGCGCCAGUUCACUUCCAGCCUCUCCCAUUAUUCACUGGCUGUCUAUUUCGGCUCUGAAGCGAUUUCCUGUCCAUGCCAACCAGCUGCUUUCAGAUGACAUCCCGAAUUCAUGGACAAAAUAUAACAGCUAUAUAAAGGUGUCAACACAUCAGAUCAUUGAUCUGAGAAUGAUAUGUAUAUAUAUGUACAUAUAUACAUAUUAUAUCUAUCUAUCUUAUGCCUAUGUACUGGUUUUUAUAAUCGAAAUCGAUUCUAUGUCUAAAAAUCCAAAACCGCCAAGCCCGCUCCCACGCCAAGCCAUAAGUCCGCUCCGCAAGUCCCACUUCACCGCCAAGUCCCACUCCACCGCCAAGUCCCACUCCACCGCCCAGUCCCCUCCACCGUCCCAAAGUCCAUUCCACCGCCAAAAUAGUCCACUCCACCGCCAAGUCCCACUCUCCAAGCCCCAGUCCCCUCCACCGCCCAGUCGCCGCUCCACCGCCAAGUCCCAUUCCACCGCCAAGUCCCACCCACCGCCAAGUUCCCCUCUACCGCAAGUCCCGCUCCACCGCCAAAGUCCCCAUCCACCGCCAAGUCCCACUCUACCGCCCAGUCCCCACUCCACCGCAAGGCCAACUCCACCGCCACGUCCCACUCCACCGCCAAGUCCCACUCCACCGCCAAGGUCCCCAACAUCCACCGCCACGUCACUCCACCGCCAAGUCCCAUCCACCGCCAAGGGUCCCAAGUCCCACUUCCACCGCCAAAAUCCCACUCCACCACCAAUCCCCACUCCCCACCAAGUCCCACUCCACCGCCAAGUCCCAAGUCCCACUCCACCGCCAAGUCCCACUCCAUCCUCCCACCCAAAACCCUCAUCCACCUCGAAAACACUACGCCCCUGCAACACAACGCCUCUGCUGCAACACGCCCUCCAUCGUGGCCAGAGAGAGCCCAAGUCCCACUCCACCGCCACGUCCCACCUCACCCCACGUCCCACUCACCGCCAGUCCCACUCCACCGCCAAGCCCACUCCCGCCACGUCCACUCCACCGCCACGUUCCCACUCCACCGGCCCACUCCACCGCCACGUUCCACCCCCCACUCCACCGCCCCACGUCCACCGCCCAUCCACUCCACCGCCAAGUCCACUCCACCGCCAAGUCCCACUCCAACCCCAAAGUCCCAAUCCACCGCCAAGUCCCACUCCACCGCCAAGUCCCACCUCCACCGCCAAGUCCCACUCCACCCCAAGCCCAAGUCCCACUCCACCGCCCAAGUCCAGCUCCACCCCCCAAGGCCCACUCCACCGCCAAUGUCACCACUCCACCGCCAAGUCCCACUCCACCGCCAAGUCCCAACUUCCACGCCAAAGUCCCACUCCAACUCCCACUCCACCGCCAAUUCACCGCCAAGUCCCAAGUCCCACUCCACCGCCAAGUCCACUCCACCGCCAAGUCCCCAAGUCCCACUCCACCGCCACAAGUCCCACUCCACUCGUCCUCCCACCCAAAACCCUCUCACCUCGAAAAACACUACGCCCCUGCAACACAACGCCUCUGCUGCAACACGCCCCUCCAUCGUGGCCAGAGAGAGCAAGCAAUUUCGGAAUGAAGGGACGCACCUUGAUAAUUGGAAUAGGAUGA